GGAGUGCGUUCAAAAUAAUUUGCCAAAACAUCAUAAAUAUUUUUAAAUUUCUACUUUAAUUUAAGUUCCUGUAGUUUCACAUCUUCAAAUUAAAAAUGUCGCGACACAGAAAUGUUCGAACUAUGAACUAUGAUGACGAAUUCGAUGAUUAUCCUGUUGGAUCGCUGACUGAUGAGCCGGAAUGUAUCUCACCAACAGAUGCUAAUCAAUGGAUAUUCGAUCGAAAUCGUGGACAAUCAAGUUUAGAUGCUUUUCUAUUAAAAAAUGAAGACAUACAGGAACAAGAUGAAGAUGAAGAUGAAGAAGUUUUCCAUGAGAAAAACCGGAGAGAUUCCGAAAGUUUUCAAUUACCAGAACUCAAUGAUCUUGAUAAAGCGAGGUUGCUUUCUUGUAUGGAAGAAAUACGGAAUAUAUCUGGUGAUUCCUUCUCAGAUAAACGUCUUUGCGAUGCUAUCAUCUCUUGCGAUUAUGAUUACUCCAAAGCUUUGGAUUUACUGCUCACGAAUGACACUCUAACAAGACAACAGAACAAGAAAACAAAACUGACUGAAGUUGAAAAAGAAAAGAACAAAGCGCCUUCAACAUCACAAUUUAAACUGCCUUCGCUUGGAUCAGCCAAGCUUCUGCCAUCAUCAGGUGGUUUUGUACUUCCAAAACUUGGAAUUUCUUCAACUGUCACAGAAAGUUCUUUAAGCUUAUCAGAUUUUGCAAAGAAACAGUUAGACGUAAAACCAGAUAAAUUUGCUAUUCCAGAGAUUUUUCCAUCGAAGGACGAAUCUUCUGGCAAUAAAUUUGUGAUUGAUCUCAAAGCAGCUCUUGUUUCUGAUGCCGAACAAACGACUUUUUCUAUUUUAUUGUCUAAUGAAAAGCGAAAAGAUUCAUUUGAAGAUUUCGUGCCGAAAUUUAUUGAUUGUGAUGUUGUGAGUGAGAGAGUAACAUCAAAAAAAAUAAUUAUAGAUGAGCAAUGCGAACAGUUAACAUUUUCUCACCUUAAAAAAGCUUAUAAGAAUUUAACAUUUAAAAAUUUAACUUGCGUUGGAAAAGUCAUUCGUGGAAGAUUCAGAAAAAAAGUUCCAAAAAUUCUUCAUGGAUAUGAACAUAGAAAUAGAAUUAAUCGCUUCACAUUCGACACUCUUUCACCUGAUGAUAAAAUCCUCCAACAUUUAAAUAAGAACAAAAAAUAA
Molecule: messenger RNA, 1184 nt
Organism: Clunio marinus
Lineage: Eukaryota; Metazoa; Arthropoda; Insecta; Diptera; Chironomidae
Source: the annotation of a GenBank genome assembly